UCAACUCUCUUCCCCUCUCCUUUCUCUCCUCUCCUUCCUUUCUCCCUCCCUCCUUCCCACCUCCCCUCCCUCGGUCGUGGUUCCUGAGAGUAUUUGGGAGAAUCUCUGGGCUGAGGCUCAGUCCCUGCUCUGCUAUGCUCGCGGUGACUUGUCCGUCCAUCUAGAAAAAACCGCCCACAGGACCUCCAGGAAAGUAGCAAAAGCGGCUUUCCCCAACUUCAGAGGAACUUUUAAGGGAAGAAAACUGACUCCAGGCUCUUCUGGGUCCCUCAGGUUAUUUGUCAGAGGCAGAGUGUGAUCACCAGGCAGCCUCCCUUGACCCUUGGAGACUGUUUCCAUUUUAAUUUUAUUUCACAGGCUUCAGGAUUUCCUUUUUUUUUUAUUUCCCAUAAGUCUUCACACUUUAGUUUAUUUUUUAACAAAACAUUUCAAUUCCUAGUUCUUGAUUUCAAAGCCCAUCCGUGAAUGGACCUCUUGUGAUCCAUCCCUUUCACCCCCAGUUAAAUCCCUCAGACUCUGCCCUUGCAUAGCUCAGCUGCAACAGAAAGGAGGCAAGGGGAGGGGGAGAGUGGAGCAAGGGCAGAGCAGCCAGGUCUGGCAGCAGGACAGGGGCAGACCAGCAGGACCAUGAAACUCUUCUCCAGGGGGCCCCUCGGUGGAAUGGCCCUGCUCUGGCUCCUGGGACUUUUGCUGUGGGAGCUGGGCAGCAGCAGCUUCCAUGGGAAUUAUCUCCACACCUCCAGCUUCCUCCAGAGGAGACUCAGUGGCUGGGAGAAGCGGGAAAUGCAACGGGAGAUCCUGUCCAUCUUGGGGUUGCCAGGCCGCCCCCGGCCCAGGCCCCCCCCAGGAGCUAAGCUGCCAUCUUCAGCCCCACUCUUCAUGUUGGACCUGUACCAUGCCAUGGCCAGUGAAGAGGAAGAUGGGCAAGGCAGUGAUGAUGCAGAUGUGGCCUGGGGCCGUGGGGUCUCCAGGCCUGUGCUGACCAGUCUGAGCACCCAGAGCCCUCCUCUGGAACGGGUCAUCAGCCAUGCUGACAUGGUCAUGAGCUUCGUAAAUAUGGUCGAGCAUGACCGGGAUCUAUUCUACCAGGAGCCCUACUGGAAGGAGUUUAGAUUCGACUUGACCCAGAUUCCAUCAGGGGAAUGUGUCACAGCUGCUGAGUUCCGGAUCUAUAAGAUGAGGAGUUUCACUAGACACCUCAACAAGACCCUUCACAUCAGCAUAUAUGAGAUCAUCACGGAGCAAUCCAAUAGGGAAUCUGACUUAUUCUUACUAGAUCUGCAGACCCUUCAGGCUGGGGAUGAGGGCUGGCUGGUUUUUGAUGUCACAGCUGCCAGCAAUCACUGGUUAUUAAAUCGUAAAAGUCACCUUGGAUUUCGUCUUUAUGUGGAAGCCGAGGACGGGCGAAGCGUCGAUCCUGGAUUAGCUGGACUGCUGGGUCAGCAGGGGCCACGCUCCAAACAACCUUUUAUGGUCACUUUUUUCAGGGCAAAUCAAAAUCCCAUCCGAGCUCCUCGGGCACUCAAGCAGCUAAAGAAAAGGCAGCCAAAAAAAAGCAACGACCUCCCCCACCCAAACAAACUCCCAGGGAUCUUUGAUGAUAUCCAUGCCGCUGAGGGCAGACAGGUUUGCAGGAGGCAUGAACUCUACGUUAGUUUUCAGGACCUUGGUUGGCUGGACUGGGUCAUUGCACCUCAAGGGUACUCUGCCUAUUACUGUGAGGGGGAGUGUGCCUUCCCACUGGACUCCUGCAUGAAUGCCACUAACCACGCCAUCCUGCAGUCCCUGGUGCACCUGAUGAAGCCCGACAGUGUCCCCAAGGCCUGCUGUGCUCCCACCAAGCUGAGUGCCACCUCAGUCCUUUAUUAUGAUACCAGCAACAAUGUCAUUCUGAAGAAACAUCGGAACAUGGUGGUGAAAUCCUGUGGCUGUCACUGAGACCCCUCCAAGGGCUCUGCGGCUCAUGGAGAAGCCCUAUCACUGGUCUUCAGGCCGGCUAUCCAGAGCACCCACAUCAGGGAACCUUCUGCCCCUCAAUCAAUAAUACAAACCUCCCUGCUUCCGGAUAGAUGGAUGGCUUUCUGAAGGGGCUGGAAACACUCCAGAAGAUUCCUGUUGACUGCAGGCCAUUAGCUGUGAAA
Vombatus ursinus (common wombat) is the source of this 2141-nucleotide messenger RNA. RefSeq names its product bone morphogenetic protein 8a (gene BMP8A). The transcript has 7 exons. The record is from RefSeq and is a predicted model, not a curated record. NCBI's taxonomy places the organism in Eukaryota, Metazoa, Chordata, Mammalia, Diprotodontia, Vombatidae. The coding region runs from base 628 to 1938 and encodes 436 amino acids. Gene Ontology annotation, molecular function: growth factor activity; cytokine activity. Gene Ontology annotation, biological process: SMAD protein signal transduction. Gene Ontology annotation, cellular component: extracellular region.